ACUGGUCCUGGACGUGUAUGGCUACCGUCAAUCCAUCUUCCGAGGUCAUAGACUCUCGGAUGAGCAGAGAGGUCGAGGAGAUCUCGACAGCAGGCAGAUUCACAACAGUCAACGGCAACAAGGUUCCCGCAAGCCCUCCGCAAAACACUUCGUUCCGACCCGACCCAUCGGCCCUUUCCCAUCCCUAUCGACAACAACAAGCUCUACCUCGACAGCCACCUCUGCCAGAAGGGAAGUCAAAGCCUCUGUUUGUGGACUCGGACGACCCCAGAGGCACUUAUCACGAUGAACCUUCUUUUCGCUCCCCUGAGCAUCAUUCAAAUCGUAUAGGCAAGCGCAAGAGGUCUACUGAGACCUUCGAAGUCUCACCCGACUUCACUUCUCCACCCACACGACGCGAAGAAACCUUCAACCUUCCGGCCGAACCAAGAUCGCCAGCACGAAGCCUGCCACCACUUUUGCAGUUCCGGGAAGGUGAACAACAACAUGGACCAGACCAAGUGUCGCAUUGGCGCCAGCCACGACCCAGUCCGAGCCAGUUGGACUCGAACAUGGAGGACACCAUGCGACGAGACUCACACAUGAACAAGACUCGCAACGAGCACAAUGAUGGUAGUGGCAGCCCCCAGAUGGAAACUGACAUUCAAAGCGACCAAGAAUCAGAAAUGCAGCCCGAGUCCAUGAGCGGCAGAGAACCUGCGGCGCGCCGACGAUUCUCACAGAGAACAAAGACAGGUUGCCACACCUGUCGACGGCGCAAGAAGAAGUGCGACGAAGCCAAACCACAAUGCCAUAAUUGUACACGUGGAGGCUUCGCUUGUGAGGGCUAUGGCCCCAAACACGAGCUCAACGUUAAACUUCCAUCUAAGGCAGUGCCACUGCAAGCGAAGACCGCCGAGACUCACGCCUUCCCAAACCACCGACAAUCGCGCUUCUCCUAUGAUGGCCGCGCGCAACCCUUUGGGGAUAGUAUGCGCUACCCACCAAGACCUACCGUCCCACCAAAACGUGAAUCGCCUUUCCCGUCUGAUCGCUAUUCGCAGCCUUCGCACCCUGAACAAACACGUGUAAUGCCAUCAUCAUCUCGAUUCCCCAUCUCGGCGCCCAGUAUAAUGAGCGACGUCAAUGGUGGCAGCCUAACUCACAGCAGUGGUGGUGCGAGUACCAGCUUGGGCAGUGCGUUCGACACGCCUAGACCGAUGAUAUCAAGCCGCAUUGCCAUGAAGCCACCUCUAGGUCCCUACCAUUCUUCCGCCCCAAGCGAGAAAGAGAACAUGCUUAGCGGCAAAGAUUAUCGUCACUUCACCGAUCCAGAGCUGUUGAAUGACAGAGCAUGGUGCAAGCAAGCAAUCGAGCGCUACAACAAAGCAUCGAAACCCUCGUUUGAUAUCGACAUGGAUGGACGGAUGAGGCUGUUCCGACAGAUACUCCAGCCAGAUCGUCUCUUGCAACUAGCAGACUCGCGCAAUCAUCCUAUCGGGACCAUCGGCUCCAAGAUCCUGAUCGAAGCACCAUUCAAGUGUGAGUAUGGCUAUAACGUCCACAUUGCGGACAACGUGGUCAUACAGGCUGGCUGUGUCAUGUAUGAUCCUUGUCCCAUCACCAUCGGAAGGGNNGGCACGAUCGUUGGCCCCAACGUAAAGUUCUAUGGACUAGGACCUGACACCAGACUCGAUGCAAGAGUACGUAAUGGCAGCGAGGGCAAGUUAAGAGGAGGCAAGAUCAUGGUCGAAGAGGACUGUUUCAUUGGUGGGGACGUCGUGAUAAUGCCCAACGUAAUCAUUGGACGCGAGUGUGUGGUUGAGCCUGGAACAGUCGUCAGCAGUGUAAGUCUACACUUAGGUUUCGUGAGCCUANACGUCCAACCUGGGAAAGUUGUCGCCGGCAACCCGAUGAGGAUAAUACGCGACGUUGUUCCGGUACCGGUGCAAGACGAGGAGUAUGGUCGCGUCGAGCCAGCAAUGUUGGCAAACAUGUGGCCAGGGGAGCGAUCCUACAACCGCGACGUACGCAUGGGUAUG
Molecule: messenger RNA, 2021 nt
Organism: Aureobasidium musti
Lineage: Eukaryota; Fungi; Ascomycota; Dothideomycetes; Dothideales; Saccotheciaceae
Source: the annotation of a GenBank genome assembly